Paramecium primaurelia is the source of this 2364-nucleotide messenger RNA. Lineage: Eukaryota; Ciliophora; Oligohymenophorea; Peniculida; Parameciidae. The record is from the annotation of a GenBank genome assembly.
AUGUUGAAAACUUAUAUGGACAAGAUUGGUUUCAAAUUCCAAUAAGAAGACCUCGUAGAUAAAACACAAUUUAAGAAUUCUUUGAUACUCUUGAAUGAUUUUAAUUAACUAUUUUAUAUAAAAUAUAUGAACAAAUGCUACUCUCAAAGAAUAAUCAUUACAUAAGAAGAAUAUCAAAGAAUACAAUCUUAAGUCAAUUAAUCAUUAUAAAAUAAUUCUAAAUUAAGAAUCAAAUAAAAACCAUAACCAGAAUAAUAUCUAUUCAAACCAGAAGUAUCAAUUAAAUAUAAAAAUAGAUUAAUAAAUAAUCAAUCAACUUAUAAAGAUCUAUAAAUGAUCUUUAUAGAUGGAAUUAAAAUAAAUAUCAAAAAAUAAACUAAAUAAAAGAAGAUGAAGUAUUCAUUUAUUAUUCAUAUAGAUCAGACAAAUCUAAAAUAAUGCUAAUAGAUUAACUCAUGAAAUCCCUUCUAUUUCUGUUUUUGAAAGACUUUACUAAUUAAGAAAGAGUAGUGACACAUAAAUAUGUAAUAAUUCAAUUAAUAUUAGAAUAAUCAAAAAGAAGUACAUAUAAUAAUAAACCAAAUUAUACUUAAAAUAUGACUAAUUCUAUAUAUCAACAAUAUCAAAGAUAAUGCUAAUUUAUAAAUACUAUCUAAUAUAAAUCAAAAACUUAAGCAACUGAGAAUUCUUAAAUGCAAACUCCAAUUUAAAAUAAUCUUGAUUAUUAAUUACAUGAAUCCAAGAACAAUGUAUAAAUCUAUAUUUAAAAUGUAACAGAUGAAUAUAUCCUUUCCUAUGCAUUAAUAUAUUGAUCUUACUCAAUAAAUUUAAGAUUCACCAGAUGUAAAUCUAAUCUAGUAUAUAAGAGAAAGAAAUUGAAGUAAUGGUGGAAAGGUAUUUUAUUAUUUAUAAUAUAGAUUAAAUAACUGGUAGGCUAAGAAAAUAGAGAGAGAAUAAUUAAUUGCUUAAGAAUAUAAUAAUGAAUAAACAGCUAAUAGUGAUCAUAUGUAGAGUUAACAAAAUACUUAUUAGAAAGUAUUUUUAAAUAUUUGAUAUUGUUCUAAUAUUUAUUACUAUUAUUUAUAUGAAUAAUUAUGAUCAAUUAAUACAAAAAUUAGAUUAGGAUCCUCAUUUAUAAAUCUUAAAAUAAGAUUAUGCUACAAUAAUUGAUAGUAUGAAAGACACAGAUUUAUCUGUUAGAUAAAUGAUUGCAAUAUUAUGGGCAGCUGAAAAUGAUGUAUAUAAUUCAAAUUAUUUUAGUGUUUGAAAUUUACAUCAGAAAUAGAUAAAUUAAAUGCUAUGAUUUAACAACUUUAAUAAUAAUUACUAUAAGAAAAUAUUCCUUAAGAAUCUAUAUUAUCUGCUGAAGAUGAACAUUAAGAAAUAUUAUAUGAAAUUGAAUAAUAAUUGAUUUUCAAUGUUUAAAAGUUAAGUGAAAAUUAACUGAUAAAUUUUACAAUAUAAAAAUAUGAUAAACUUGAUUAUUAGACAGCUAUGGAUAUUAUUACUAAAUUUAUUGAAUCUAAAUGUCUUAAUAAAGAAGUUGAAGGCAUUCUAAAUUAAUAAUUAUAAGAUUAAAUGAUAAAAUACUAGAAAAAAAAUUAUAUUCUACAAAUUGAAAAUAUGAAAAUUCUAUCUAAUACUAAUUCUAAAGAUUUUUAUCAAAAACAUAAAAAACUUCAAUCAUUUAGUUUUGAUAGAUUAAAACUAAAGUUUCAUACACUUAUUAAAGAAAUCAAAUAUUUAAAAAAAGAACUUUUUUCAAUCAAAGAAUAAUAUUAAAUGCAAAUUAAACUAUUAUUUCAUUAAGAUAAUAUUAUAGAUAAGAUGUUAACAUCAUAAUAAUUUAAUAUUAUAUAUAAUAAAAUACUCACUUAAUUAAAUCAUUAAAGAAAAUACUUUAAUAUAAGUGGUUAAGUUUAAUAAAGUUUAUUAGCUUCAUAAUAAAUAGAUAAUAAUGAUAUCUCUAUUGUUUUUGAUAAAUUACAAUAAAAAUUAAUUAAUUAAAUAGCUAAAACUGCUUGUUAAGUUACAGCUAAUUUUGAAGAAAUUGUUACAUCUCGUUAAAUCAAUAACAAUUAUUUAGAAUUAAUAUUGAAUUCAACAAAAGCUAAUUUUACAAAAAUAUUGAAAUAUAAUAAGAUGAUCUCAUCAAUUUAAUAAGAAAAAGAAACAUUAUAAGGUUAAAUUAGAUCAUCAAUGGAAUGUUUAAUUUAAAAAGUACAUAUAGUUUAUAAUAUAUUUUAGUUGAAUAAUGAAAAUAUUAAACUUAAAUUAAUUCAUUUAACUAAUGUCUUAGAAAAAUCAUUCAAAAAACAAAGUCAAUCUAGUUUAGAAAGUUUAAAAAGUAUUUAAUAUCAUUGA